AUGCAGGUCCUGGUCAAACCUACCAAUGAGACGAGUCGGCUCUAUUCUGCUGGGACUGAUCGCAAUGAACGGGUGUCGGAGCUAUACAAGGCAAACGAGCAACCACAGCAAGACUCGGCUUUUAAGGGGAUGCGGCAUCGAUACGCGGGAGCUGUCCAUCAGCACCAAAUCCCCGACGAAGAGCAAGGCAGCGCGCAGAGCCGAGACCCAAACCCAGUCKCUCCAGUUUUCAGUCUGCCGCCCCCUCCUCCGUCUUUCAGAGAGCGUUCAACUACCACCUCGCACUACCAGAACAACGAACUGCCUUGUCUGAGCCAACCCCCUCGGAGAGGUAUCCAUGCCUGUCMGUCGCAGCACGGCGAACCCCCACCUCUGACAAACUACGACAUCGCCCAGCGACCGUCACACCGGGUCUGUGAACCCGACGGGCAGCCAGCGCACCUGAAGCAGAACCUUUGGGCCGCAGUCGGCUCGCAGCCGCAGUCGGAACAGCCUGUUAGUCAGAGCUGCCACUGCAGUUUUUCCGAGAAGGCGAACCUUUCUCACCAGCGCCAGCCCCUCACUCACCCGCCGCAGCCCUCCCUAUCUUUGCCGCUGCCGCCAACGUCUUCCUCUUUGCUGUUUUUGCAGGAAUCUAAUCGCGGGGAACAUUUCCAAAGCAGUGCCAAUUACCAACAGGCGAGCAUCGUGGAACACUGCAGGGGAGGAGGAGGAGGCUACCGAGACCAGAAGCAGUUGUUGCAGCAACACAGUCAAAGACUCCGACACAGGGACCCCUCCCCUGAAGCAAUCCGAGCAAACUCGCAGAAAGGGCGCACUGUAAAUGUAUGUGAGUCAAUCGAGGCUAAUCGGCGAGCAUUCGAGUCCCAGGCUCAGGACCUGCAGCAGCUACAGCAACAGACACUAUUGCGAGCUCAACAACAGCUACUGGUGGGGAGCAGCUUGCCUAUCAACUACUGCGCCAACGGCUCAGGAGAGGUAUGUAGGAAUAACCAGGCAUCACUGCUGCAACAGCAUCAGCAGCAGCAAGUCGCACUGGGGCUAUGUCCCCAGCGUCCGCAGCACUGUGACCAAGACUGCAAUAAGCCGGGGCGAACGAAUCAAGCCAAUCAGUCGCAACAACAUUGCCGCGACUCCCGUGUAAACCCACCAACGCAGCCGUACGGGGGGAACUCGUCUGCGACUGGCAGUAGCAGCAAGAGCAGCCCUAACUACGGCUCCAGCUAUCACCUGUGGCCGGAGAGCCCGCAUAAGGGAGAAGAGCGGAUACUAAUCGAUCAUUAUCAGGCAACCACUGAGCAGGAGAAGCUGAGCCAUGCUGGAUCCAGCCCUGCCUCUCCGAGAGCAGCGGCCGACUCCCUCAGAUAG
Molecule: messenger RNA, 1368 nt
Organism: Salvelinus sp. IW2-2015
Lineage: Eukaryota; Metazoa; Chordata; Actinopteri; Salmoniformes; Salmonidae
Source: RefSeq, a predicted model, not a curated record